Stegostoma tigrinum is the source of this 3990-nucleotide messenger RNA. RefSeq names its product ADAM metallopeptidase with thrombospondin type 1 motif, 17 (gene adamts17). Lineage: Eukaryota; Metazoa; Chordata; Chondrichthyes; Orectolobiformes; Stegostomatidae. The coding region runs from base 60 to 3350 and encodes 1096 amino acids. Gene Ontology annotation, molecular function: metalloendopeptidase activity. The record is from RefSeq and is a predicted model, not a curated record. Gene Ontology annotation, biological process: extracellular matrix organization; proteolysis. Gene Ontology annotation, cellular component: extracellular matrix. The transcript is spliced from 25 exons.
CUCUCCCAGUCUCCCUGAGCAGAGCCGGAGAAGCUGCUGUCGCCGCCCGGGGUCGGACCAUGUGCGGCCGCUCACUGCUCCACCUGGCGCUGGUCGCCUGCCUGUUGCUGCUGUCCGAGUGCAGGUCUGGCUCAGCGGCCGCCGAACUGACCGUCCCCCGGAGGAUCGUGCCGCCCGGGCUUGGGGAGGUAGCGGGGCGCCGGGCGCGGAGAGGGAUGUUCCCGGCGGUGAGUGGGGGUCAGCAACCUCUGUACCUCCUGCUGCCGGCAUUUGGCACCGAGCUACUGCUAGACCUGAACCUGGAGCAGAGCUUCCUGGCGCCGACUUUCACCGUCGAGGAGCGGGGAGACGGUCAGCCCAGCGUCCGCCAGCUUCCAACCCAGAGCCACUGCUUCUACACCGGCCACGUCUUCAACCAGAGCCGCUCAUCCGCCUCCCUCAGCGCCUGUAACGGACUGUUUGGAUAUAUCCAGAUUGGAGAUGACCUGUUGUCAAUAGAACCUGUAAAUAAGUUGAACUCAUCGUUCAGUGGAGAAGUUCACCAGAUCUACAGGCACAAACGGUCCCUCACAUCAAAGAAUAAACAUUUGAAGAAUGACUUCUGCAAAGUGAUUGAAGGAGAAAAGACACUGAAGGAGGCUGAUGGCCGGCGGCCAAGGAGAAAUGCCAUUCAAUUAACCAACGAAUAUACAGUGGAGACAUUGGUGGUGGCGGAUUCCGACAUGGUUGAGUAUCAUGGGGCCGAAGCUGCUCAACGAUUCAUCUUGACUGUCAUGAACAUGGUAUAUAACAUGUUUCAGCAUCAUACCCUGGGAAUCAAGAUCAAUAUUCGAGUGACCAAACUAAUCUUACUUCGUAAUCGUCCAGAGGAGCUAUUGAUUGGCCAUCAUGGAGAACGGUCACUGGAAAGUUUCUGUCGUUGGCAGCACAGGGAAUUUGGAGCAAAAUAUCUGGGGAAUAACCAUGUUCCUGGUGGGAAAGAUGACUUUCCAGCUGUGGAUGCUGCUGUGUUUGUCACAAGGACCGAUUUCUGUGUACAUAAAGAUGAACCUUGUGAUACUGUAGGAAUUGGCUACCUUGGUGGAGCAUGCAGUGCAAAACGCAAGUGUGUGCUUGCUGAAGAUAACGGUCUCAAUCUGGCCUUUACCAUUGCCCAUGAGCUGGGCCACAACAUGGGUAUGAAUCAUGACACCGAUCACUCCUCGUGUGCUGAACAUUUCCACAUCAUGUCCGGUGAAUGGGUCAAAGGAAAAAAUCCAAGUGAUCUGUCCUGGUCUACCUGUAGCCAUGAUGACCUGGAGAAGUUUUUGAGGUCGAAAGCCAGUGCCUGCCUCUUGGAAACUGACCCUAGAAGUCACUAUAUAACGCGACUACCUCCUAAGCUGCCAGGCAUGCACUACAGUGCUGAUGAACAGUGCCAGAUUCUUUUUGGAGCCAAUGCAACUUUUUGUAAAGAUAUGGAGCAUUUAAUGUGUGCUGGUCUAUGGUGUCUGGUAGAAGGGUAUAAACCAUGCAAAACAAAAUUGGAUCCUCCUCUGGAUGGUACAGAAUGUGGUGUUGAUAAAUGGUGCAGAGCUGGGGAGUGUGUCAGUAAAACGCCAAUUCCAGAGCAUGUGGAUGGAGACUGGAGCUCUUGGAACCAGUGGAGCAUGUGCAGCCGGACAUGUGGAACAGGAGCCAGAUUUAGACAAAGAAAAUGUGACAAUCCCCCUCCAGGGCCAGGAGGGACAAACUGCCAAGGAGCCAGUGUGGAGCACAAAGUAUGUGAGAACUUGCCUUGCACCAAGGGAUUGCCAAGUUUCAGGGAUCAGCAAUGCCAGUCUCAAGACAGACAAGGUCAUAUGAAGAAAAAACACUGGACUGCAGUCCUCAACGAUGAUGAUCCCUGCACUUUGUAUUGCUCCUCUUUUGGGAAAGAGUCCCCUGUUCUGGUAGCUGAGAGAGUUCUUGAUGGUACUCCUUGUGGGCCAUAUGAGACGGACCUUUGUGUGAAUGGCAAGUGUAAGAAGAUUGGCUGUGAUGGAAUCAUUGGCUCAGCAGCCAAAGAGGAUCGCUGUGGUAUGUGUAACGGUGAUGACAAGUCCUGCAAAAUCAUCAAAGGAGAUUUCAAUCAAAGCCGAGGAAUGGGUUAUGUUGAAGCCACUGUGAUCCCUAUCGGUGCCAGGAGGAUUCGUGUAGUAGAGGAGAAACCAGCUCACAGUUUCCUGGCUCUUAAGGAUUCCACAAAACAAUCCAUCAACAGCGAUUGGAAGAUUGAGCUUCCUGGCGAGUUUCCAAUGGCAGGAACGACAGUCCGUUAUGUGCGACGGGGACUGUGGGAAAAGAUGUCUGCUAAGGGGCCAACUAAAACGCCACUUCAUUUAAUGGUGCUGCUAUUUCAUGACCAAAGCUACGUUAUCCACUAUGAAUACACAAUCUCGGUGAACAACUCCAUUGAAAGCAGCGACAAGGUGCAAAAACACCUGGAACCUUUUUACCUGUGGACAAACACUGGCUGGGGGGCCUGCAGUGUUCAGUGUGGAGGAGGUGAGCGGAAAACAAUCGUCCGUUGCACCAAGAUUUUGAAUAAGACAUUGGAGGUGGUAAAUGAUAGCGAUUGUCAAAACCUGACCCGUCCAGAGCCACAGGUCAGGAAGUGCAAUAUACAUCCAUGCCUGUCGCGCUGGGUGGAAGGCGAAUGGACUCCAUGCUCCAGCACCUGUGGAAAAGGCACUCAGUUUCGGAAUGUGACCUGUGUCUAUCAGCUACAAAAUGGCACGUAUUUCAAGACAAGAAAUCUCUACUGUCUUGGUCCAAAGCCAUCUACAGUACAGGGCUGUGAAGGACGUCAUUGUCUCACACUGUGGGAAGCCUCGGACUGGUCAAAGUGUUCGACAGAUUGUGGUCGAGGAGUUCAUCUAAGGACAGUGAACUGCACCAGUCCACAAAGCAAGUGUGAUCUUGCAACCAAACCCAAUGAGGAGGAGGAGUGCGAGGACCACACAAACUGCUACAAGUGGCGGACAGGAGAAUGGUCAAAGUGUUCCUCCACAUGUGGCAAGGGCCUGCAGUCACGAGUGGUCCAGUGUAUGCAUAGAGUCACUGGUCGCCAUGGCAAUGAAUGUCCAACCUUAAGCAAACCACCAGCAUACAAACAAUGCCAGCAGAAACCCUGCAAUGGAAGCAUCAACAUCAACACAAUCACCUCACCCAGCCUUGCUGCCUUGACAUACAAGUGUACAGGAGAUCGGUGGACAGUAUACUGCAGGGUAAUCCAAGAGAAGAACCUGUGUCAGGACAUGCGAUGGUACCAGCGGUGCUGCCAAACUUGCAGAGACUUCUACGCAAACAAGCAACACCAUGGUAGCUAAUCACAGGUUUUUCUGCAGCGUCAGAUAAUUUAAGAGGAGCUUCAACUCUGCCUGAACCUGAGCAGAACUGAUAAUUUCGAAAUAGUUUCUAAAACUGGAAGAGAACAAUGUUCGGACGUGCUGUGGACUUCACCCAGCAAUUACCAACAGUCUGCACGAGAUCUCUGCAGUUUUGGAUUGUGCUGCAUUAAACAGCUUCAGAAACCAAAAUAGUCACACUUUCAAGAACUGCUCCCUGUGAACUUCCUUUGGUUCUGCAUUUACCUAUUAUUGCAACAUUAGCAGCCUGACUAACAUCAGUGGGGAAGAAAAACUUAAGCACUAACCUCCUUUUUGUUCAACAAAAAGAUGUUUAUAAUCUCUCGCUGCAUGUUUUUGCGGAGUCAAUAUUAUGGACUUGAAUUGGUUUCUGAAACAAAAGCAAAGAACAGUGAAGGAACUGGAGAACCAUCCCUUCAGUAGACAGAUUUUCAUCGAAUACAUUGUGAACUACCUUCAGUGGGCAGAGAUUAAGUGCAUUGCAGUACAAGGGUGUAAUCUUUGAGCACCAACAGCCCGAUAUUGUGUUUUCUUCUUUUGUGUAAGGAAAGGAUCCACAGACUGAACACCCAGUUCCACUCAGCUUUACUGGACACCAAAA